Molecule: messenger RNA, 643 nt
Organism: Puma concolor (puma)
Lineage: Eukaryota; Metazoa; Chordata; Mammalia; Carnivora; Felidae
Source: RefSeq, a predicted model, not a curated record
CUUACACCGUGUUCCUCUGUCCCGCGUGGCCUCUGCCACGACCUGGGCCUCGGCCCGGGCCGAUCACUCCGGAGCCGCCAUGUCAUCCGAUUUCGAAGGCUACGAGCAGGACUUCGCGGUGCUCACGGCAGAGAUCACCAGCAAGAUUGCGAGGGUCCCUCGACUCCCUCCUGAUGAGAAGAAGCAGAUGGUUGGCCACGUGGAGAAACAGCUCGAAGAAGCGAAAGAAUUGCUUGAACAGAUGGAUCUGGAAGUCCGAGAGAUCCCACCCCAAAGUCGAGGAAUGUACAGCAACAGGAUGCGAAGCUACAAGCAAGAAAUGGGCAAGCUUGAAACAGAUUUUAAAAGGUCACGGAUCGCCUACAGUGACGAAGUACGGAAUGAGCUCCUAGGGGAUGAUGGGAAUUCCUCAGAGAACCAGAGGGCACAUCUGCUCGAUAACACAGAGAGGCUGGAAAGGUCAUCUCGGAGACUAGAGGCUGGAUACCAAAUAGCAGUGGAAACCGAGCAAAUUGGCCAGGAGAUGUUGGAAAACCUCAGUCACGACAGAGAAAAGAUACAGCGAGCACGUGAACGACUUCGAGAAACAGAUGCUAACUUGGGGAAAAGCUCCAGGGUCCUGACGGGGAUGUUGCGAAGGUAA